AUGGGAAUAUAAUGCUCUAAAACUUAAAAUUCUAUGUUAAUAUUUUCAACUUUGAACUCAUUUGAAGACAAAGAAUAGUAACAAAACCAUUAAGCUAAUUAAACUUUAAAAUAUAGUUUUCCUCAAAAAUAAAUAUUAGAAAGCAUUAAAACUAAAUUGUAAUUACAGCAAGAGUUAAAUCUUCCUCAUCAACCAGAUGAUCCUGGAAGUCCUAUGUAGGCAUUAUCUGAAAAUACUUAGGAAGGUUUUGAAUUUGCGAAUAUAAAUUAUUCAUGUCCUACAACAACAAGAAUCAAUAGGAGUAACUCAAAUUAAUUUUCUCUAUAACAAAAUAAGACAUUAAGUAUUAAAAAUAUACAAUUUUCUCCAUCAAUUUUAAAUAAAUAAAAUAUUGAAGCAAAAAAAGGAAUAAUAAAGAAAAGUAGAUAUAAUAAUGAUUCUUAAUCUCCAAAUUCUGUAUAAACAAUUAAAUCUGUUAGAUUUUUAAUAACUGAACAAGUAAGAGUUAAAACUAAAAUGGUACGAACAUAAAGUUUAUGUAGAAAAUAUUCAAGCAAACGAUUAAAUUCAUCAACUAUUUAUAGUAAUUGUGAUUAAUCUUUAUAUUACAAAAUUGAAUUCUGA
This is a messenger RNA of Paramecium primaurelia, 624 nucleotides long. The record is from the annotation of a GenBank genome assembly. NCBI's taxonomy places the organism in Eukaryota, Ciliophora, Oligohymenophorea, Peniculida, Parameciidae.